Molecule: messenger RNA, 468 nt
Organism: Radiomyces spectabilis
Lineage: Eukaryota; Fungi; Mucoromycota; Mucoromycetes; Mucorales; Radiomycetaceae
Product: histidine phosphatase superfamily
Exons: 3
Coding region: 1-468 (155 amino acids)
Biological process (GO): dephosphorylation
Molecular function (GO): phosphatase activity
Source: RefSeq, a predicted model, not a curated record
AUGUUUCCAAAUCCGAAUUGCUACCGACUCCGCCAAUUGUCCAAAGACUUUACUCGCGUAGUAGCCGAUAUGAGCAGGGAUAAAUUUGCAUCAUUGUCGCAACGAUUGAAAGCAUAUGUGGAUGAUGUGUCUUUCGACAGUCACCCGUCGGCGAACGGUCUUUUGGAUACAUUAAUUUCAGCAAAAACGCACGGAUACGAGUUGCCGAAAGAGAUUGACGAUCAAUUGCUUCGUGAUUUGGAGGAUCUGGUGGUCAAUGAAUGGUUCUAUGGCGCUAUGCAAUCCAACGAAGUGCGACGCUUGGGUCUGGGACGAUUAGCAGGCGAAAUCAAGGAUCGAAUGGUCCGUCGUGCCAACGGUACUGACAAACAAAUUGGUGAAGACAAUUACAAGCUCGCGAUUUAUUCUGGUCACGACACUACGAUCGCUCCACUCUUAAUUAUUUUAGGCGGUUUCGAUAAGCGGUGA